CGCUCACCGGCGGAAUCAUGGCGGCUCAGGUGGACUGUGAAUUCCUGGUGAAGAAAGCUCGCGAUUUAGUGGCGGAGGACCCGUGGGCCGCCAAAGCGUGGCUCAUUACUGCCAGGACGUUGUACCCUACGGAUUUCGGAAUUCAGUAUGAAAUGUACAUGAUUGAACGAAAUGCUGAGAGAACAGCUUCAGCUGGAAGACUACUUUAUGACAUGUUUGUAAAUUUCCCUGAUCAACCAAUGGUAUGGAGAGAAAUAAAUGUUAUUACAGCAGCUCUGCGUAAUGAUGCCCAGGACAAGCAAACACAGUUUUUACGAGGAUUAUUUGAGACUCUUCCAGGUCGAAUACAAUGCGAAAUGCUUCUUAAAGCCACAGAGCAAUGCUUCAACACACUGGAGAGAGCAGAAAUGUUGUUGCUGCUCUUGAGACGAUUCCCGGAAUCUGUAGUGCAGCACGGAGUUAGCCUUGGUGAAACUCUAUUGGAAGCAGAAAACCUUGAUGAUCAAGACUCACCAGUCAAUUGUUUUAGAAAGUUAUUUGUAUGUGAUGUCCUUCCUCUAAUUAUCAAUAACCCUGAUGUGAGAUUACCGGCCAAUCUGUUAUAUCAGUAUCUCCAUAAGGCAGCAGAGUUUUAUAUUGGUUACGUCACCAGAUCUCCUUCAUUGGAAAGCCAGCAUCAAGGUUCCCAAGACACAGCUGAUAUGAAAUCACCUACCAAACGAAGUACUCAGAAAUAUAUCAUAGAAGGUCUGACUGAGAAAUCAUCAUUAAUAAUGGAACCAUGGGACAGAUUGUUUGAAAUUAUGUCUGUUGUGGCAAUGAGGUGUGAGUGGCAGAUGGACAAAACAAACAGGAACUGUGGUGAAAUUCUGCAUCGGAUGAAAGAUUUAUGCAGGUAUAUAAACAACUUUGAUGAUGAAGGUCACAGGAAGUAUAAGCAUCAAGUUGUUUAUUCUACACUGCUGAUUUUCUUCAAGAAUGCAUUCCAAUAUGUCAGUAGUAUCCAACCAUCUCUUUUUCAAGCAUCCAGUCCUUCUAGCAACCAAAUUCCCCUUAUUUUGUUGGAUGAUUUAUCAAAUAUCUAUGGUGAUGUGGAUAUUGAUAGAGGUAAACACAUUCAUAAGAGACGAAAGCUUGGAGAAGGGAGGGAGAAAACACUGAGUUCAGAUGAUGAAGAAUGUUCUGGAAAAGGACGUAGCCGUCAUAUUAUUGUGAAUAAAAUUGAGCUGCCAAACUCCAUUGAUGUACUUGAGAAUUUUAAGCUUGCAAGAGAAAGUUGGGAGUUGCUGCAUUCUCAAGAAGCUUUGGAAAAAGAAUUUACACGAAUCUGCAUGUCUUGGAAGACUGAAACCUGGUUGUGGUUGAGGAUAUUUAUAACGGACAUGAUUGUAUACCAGGGUCAAUACAGGAAAGCAAUAAACAGUCUUCAUCAGUUAGGUGCUCUUCAAGGAGCCCAGCAGCACGUCAUGAGUCAGGGCACACUUGAACAACAGAGAGCACUAAUCCAAAUGGCUGCCUGUCACUUUGCAUUAGGAGAAUACAGAAUGACAUGUGAUAAGGUUUUGGAUGUUAUGUGCAGUGUCAUUCCAUGCGUGCAAGAUGUGGUAAAAGUACAAGAGGAAAUUCCAAAAGUGAAACCUAGAUUUAGGAAAGAUCUCAAACUGUUGCCUUGUACAAGUAAAGCUAUGAUGCCAUAUUGCCUUCAGUUAAUGUUGGCCUGCUUUAAGUUGCGAGCCUUUACAGAUAUACGAGAUGAUCUGGCUUUAGGUCAUGUGAUUGUACUACUUCAACUGGACUGGCCUCGUGGAGAAAACCUCUUUCUGAAAGCAGUUGAUAAAAUUUGUCAACAAGGAUCAUUUCAGUAUGAAAACUUCUUCAACUAUGUCACAAAUAUUGACAUGUUGGAAGAAUUUGCUUAUCUCCGAACUGCAGAAGGUGGUAAAAUUCAUCUCGAAUUGUUACCAAAUCAAGGUCUUCUAAUUAAGAAUUCUAGCCCUCCACUGGGCGUUCUUCCGCAAGAGUUCAAACUGCAGCCCAGCAGUCAGACAGCUGACAGACAUCACACUGUAACCCGAGGUAUUACAAAGGGAGUGAAAGAAGAUUUCCGAUUAGCUAUGGAGCGGCAGGUUUCUCGCUGUGGGGAAAAUCUAAUGGUUGUGCUACAUAGAUUUUGCAUCAAUGAGAAGAUAAUAUUGCUUCAGACUUUAAUGUGACAGAUAUAUCCAAAUCUUUUCCUUCUUAAAAUAUAUGGAUGUUUUUGUGAAUCUGCUGAACUGCACUGCUCAUGUCUUUCGUAUUGUAAAGUUUGUUAUUGGAUUUUAUUCAUGAGUGAGGCUGUCAGAAUUGAACUCGAUACACAGACUUGAAAGGAUAUAUUCUAAUUCCAUGGGAAAAAUUGCUAAUAUGUUGAAUCCUUAAGUAAUCCAUUUUACUGAAUGUUUGUAUUCAUUAAGGCUGGCGAUCACAGUACUAAAGGACUAAAUAUUUCAUUCCAUUUUUUUGUCCUUGAAUUUGUCAGCUUCAAACACUCUGAGCAGGCACAGAAUAGCAAUACCCAACUAUGCAGAGAAAAACCCCCUGUACUCUUCACCCAACACUGUGCGCUUUACAUCUAACCUUCAGUUUCAAAAAAAGCGUCUCCUGCACCAUUCUGAUGUUCCUCAUUGUUGCACCAAGUUCUUGUAGGAUUCUGACUGCCAGACUUUUGCAUUAUAUGAGGAUCUUGCACCCAAUCAGAAACUGAGUUGAUAUUUGCUGAAGUUAUUUGACUUGGGUCUCUUGCAACCAUCAGAAACAGAAGGCUUUCUUCCUGUUUAUGACUAAAGGCUCUAUAAAAGGAUAAUGCUUUAUCUCUUUGUCCUCUUAACCAUGUAGUAAUGACUUUUUGCGAACAAGAAAUAAGCAGAAACAAUUUUAAUUUGAGCCUGUCUCUCAAAAUCUAGCACCUCUUAAAUUUAACAGGCCCAUAAUUUAUGGUGCAUCAGUUCCACUUUCUGAUUUGUAUCGUUUCCAGACUCUAGUAUCUGUUGACAAAUGUGUUCAGUCAGUAGUCAACAAAUUCCAGGCAGAAAACCUCUUCUGAAAUUAUUUCUGUCCAGUGGAGAUCAAUGCAUUUAACUUAAAGUUAGCAUCCAAAAUAAAUGACCUUUUUAAAAUUAAAAACUAAAUGCUGGAAAAGUUCAGGUCUAAUAAAGACCAUGGAGAGAGAAACAGAAUUAAACUUUUAACUUUUGGCUCUUUGAAACAUUGAACUAGAAAUGUUAAUUCUGUUUCUCUCUCAACAGAUGCUGCCAGACCUGCUGAGUUUCUGUAGCACUGUUUUUAUUUCAGGUUUCCAGUUUCCACAGUGUUUUUUUUAUUCUCAGAUACGUGUCCCGUUUGCUUUAAAGUGGAGUGCAUUCUGUUCAAAGGCCUUAAAUGUCAAAGCAGGCUGUCAUGGUCCUGGAAAAACAGUGGUGCUUCGUGGAAUGCAAUAAAGAUGCAAAAAGAGAAAUAUUAAGGAAUCGUAAACCCAGUAUCUGGAAUGGAUCUAUGUAAUACCACAUUAAGUGGUAAGUAAUGUAGCUCUUCUAACCUGAAUAAAUUUUUUUUUUAAUCUACAAUUCGCCACGUGCACUUUUCAAUGAAAUAAAUCAGUGAAACAUGCUGUUUUGAGUUUGACAUGUUACAGUUGAUAUUUUUAGUUUUAUAUACUGUACAAAUGUUGUUUGUUGCUUAUAAAGUCCCAGAUGACUAUAGGACUGCUAACUCAUUAAAGAUAUUGUGGUGAGUUUAACCAGAGGGUCACCAUGUCUCUAGCAAGGGACAAGGUGGGGCUUUCAUGAGAACCUCAACCAGAAUGGACAUUGCUGAAGGAAAUCAACAGGUCUAGCAGCAUCUGUGGAGAGAAGGCAGAUUUAACAUUUUGAGUCCAGUGACCCUUGUUCUGAACAUCUUCAGGAUAUAAACCUGGACUGUUGAUAUCACUCUGAACUGUAUACCAACCAUCCAACUAACUGGGUAACUAAACCUUGUUUAUCUUGUUCUAUAAUCUUACAUUUAAAUAUAUCUGUUUGAAUGUGUGAAAGAUUAUUCAAAUUAUCAACUUUCCUAUAUACAGUUGAGUUCAAUAUAACUAGUCAAGCUACCACUGCUGACUCUCCUUGUCGAUAAGUAAUAUUAAGACUGAAUAAACAUUACAAAGAAGUUAUCUCACUGGAGAAUGCAUCACUUGUUCUUUAUUUUUGAGUUGAGGUAUAACUCAUAAUCCAAGAAGCAUCAAAUUUUUCCAAAUUCCUUAUUUGAUCUCUUUGAUAUUUUCUAUUCAGAAGAGCAUAUUUACAGAUUUUCACAUUUUCAAGAUAUUUGAAAUCUAAAUUUAUCAAUCUGUGGUGUUAAGAUAGGAUCUCAAAGUCUGCACCGACCAAUGCCAUCUUCAUGAUGAAAUCAAACAAAAGAAAUGGGGACAGUAUGCAGCUUGUCUUCAUGUGAUGAUGCUGAAGGAUUCAGUGGUACCUGUACUAACCUCUGGACUUAUUGUCUUGAGACAAUCUCUGGACUUAUUGCAAGGCUUUGAAGAUACUAAAUUGCUGAGAUACUGUACCAGAAUAAUUGCUGAUGGAUACUAUUGAAAGUUUUCUUGUAAUCAACUAAUUAAGAGCAAAUUGCUUCUAAUACUUGAGGCUCUGCUGUAUGAUGUUCCUGAAUUUAAACGUCUGUUAGCAGCAUGACCUACCACCCCAAGAACUUGCCUGUUCUUCAUGAAGUGUAUGAUCUACUUCUGCUUUCACUCUGUUGAAGCUCUUGCCAGGUGCUGACAAGGGUGUUAUUCUCUUCCAGUUGAUGCAGUUACUGAAGUUUUUAUUUUUGUGAUUUGAUUAGUGCUCCACUCUAGUCAACCAGGAUGUCCUCGACAAGUCAAAUCUUGUUGAAUAGGCUGAAGAAUUGUGUAGGUGAAAGUGAGGAUGGCAGAUGCUGGAGAUCAGAGUCAAGAUU
Messenger RNA from Hemiscyllium ocellatum (epaulette shark), 4974 nucleotides. It is a transcript of the gene ints10, whose product is annotated as integrator complex subunit 10. The record is from RefSeq and is a predicted model, not a curated record. NCBI's taxonomy places the organism in Eukaryota, Metazoa, Chordata, Chondrichthyes, Orectolobiformes, Hemiscylliidae. Gene Ontology annotation, cellular component: integrator complex. The transcript is spliced from 18 exons. Gene Ontology annotation, biological process: snRNA processing. The coding region runs from base 18 to 2213 and encodes 731 amino acids.